AAGUUACAAGUUAAAGUACAGAUUAAAUAGUCAGUGGUUAUACAAUUCUAAUUUAAAGUUCUUUUUGAAAAUAUUUUUUGUUAAUUAACGCGUUUUGUAUUAUAGUUGAUAGAGUUCUGGGUUUCAUCAACAUAUUCAUACAAGAUUUUGUUUUAAUGUUUUUACCUAUUUAUUUUUUAAAUUAAUAUUUGUUUUUGUAUUAUUAAAAUAAAUUUAAAAUACGAUGGCUUCCAACUCGAAUACUUCUCAAUUUGGUUUUGUUAAAACCUAUGGAAAACCAAGACGAACACAACUGUUAAGCCAGACAGCUUUAUGGCAUGAUGAUUUAGCUGAUGAUUUUGAUAAAUGUUUAGGCAUUCAAGAUGCUCAGCAAACUACAUUUAUAUCUCCUGAACCAAUGGGUUCAGUCACCAUGUACAAACCUAAAAAACACCAAAAAGAAAAUCGUGAUAAAAUGAAAACUAUUAAUGGCUGGUCAAUGCGCUUACAAUCUACUUCAUUUGUACCGAAAGGCCAAUCUACUGCAAAGAAAAAGAAAAUUCAAAAUUCCUUUAAGUUGGGAAGCAGUUAUUUUAGAAAAAUUAAGUUACCAGGAAGUGCAGAAAAGAAAAAAAGACCUCAUACAGAUAUGAGUUCCCCAUAUCUAAAAUCGGGAGGAAUCAUGGGCACUCCAACAUCACAUACAAAACUAAAAAAAAAAUUGUGUGUAUCUAAAACUCAGUGUUCUACGCCAUUACAAAAUUCUACUAAGUUUUUUGACAAAAACUGUUCAAAAAGCAUGUUUUCUAAUAAAAAGCCAAAGAAAAAAAUACAAAAUAAUAACUUUGGUGUACCUAAUGAUGCAACUAGUACUCCAGUUUUGUUGAAAAUACAGGAGACAAUUAGAAGCAAUAAUUCCAAUGUGUUUCCAGUACAUUCAAGUUGCAAAAUAAUUCCAUUGGACGAAUCAAUUAAAAUAUCAGGAUGUCACAGUUUAUUUAAAUCAGACAAACCAUCUGUAGAUUUAAAAACUAAUAGCGAUUUGAGCUUUGGAACCACCAUUAGUGAUUCGGUUGAUGAUUGUGUUUUACCUAAAUCAAGCAAACUUUUUGACAAAAAAAAGAAAACAGUUUUGAGUCAUUCUACAAAAGGUAAACUCACUUCAGAUUGGUAUGGUAAAGUUUACAAUACCCUGUGUGAUGAGGUAAUAGACAAAGCAAAUGAGUUUAAAGAUAUACAAAACAGUUCAAUUCUUACUGAAUUAAGUACUUCUAGUACUGAAUCAAAUGCCACUGUAAUUACUAGUGAACUUAUAAGUGGUGCAAAAAUUGAAAAAAAUUGUAUUAUAGAUGAGAAUUUUACAUCACCACAAUAUGAACAGUCAGAUAAAAAUAUUUCUAUUGAAGAAGGUCAUAGUUUAGUUAAAAUAAACCAGGACGACACAGAUGAGUGUAAAAUUGUUGUCAACGAUAAUAUUUCUAGUCAAAAAUUUAAUAGUGGCAAAUCACAAAUGACAAUUAAAGACAGUGUUUCGGACGACUCCUCAAAGUCUAAUAUUGACGUAACUGUUGUUGACAGAUUAAAUAAUAUAGCUCAGUUAAUGCCUACAGAAAAUAUUUCAAGCGAUUCUUCACUUUCAGAGUAUAAUAUUUCAAUAAAUAAUUCAUUAGAAGACGAAUGUAAAGAGGUUCAAUUGUGUAAUAAACAAAGUUUAAAUAAAUUAUGUACAACAAUCGAGUUGAGUAGUUCGUACUCCACCUUAAGCUCUUCAUUUGAUGGUCUAAAGGUGUCGCCAAAUACACCUGAAGAUAGUUCAGAUAGUAUUAUAUGUAUGUCAUCUAAUACAGAUUUUAAUGUUUCGGUAAAUGCUAUUAAAAAUAUUUAUGAAAACAACCAUAAUAGUGAAGGACCGACUACACCAAUUGUUACAAAUGCAUUGUUGAAAUGUGGAAAAUCUCAAGUUGAUGCAGAACAAAAUCAUUCGCCUAAAAAUAUUUCCUAUGAGAAAAAUAACAAAUCGAUAAGUACUAUAAACAUUUCAGAUUCAUAUUCACAAAGUUCUUUUAGUUCUGAGCAAAAUACAAUAAUAAGCGGAGUAGGGGUUAGUGAGAGGCGUUUAGAAUCCCAAGUUCAAUGUUACACGUUACCAUUUAGUGAAACUAAUAAUUCCCCGAAAGUAUUGAAUGAAUUUGCUAUGGAAAGUUCAAGUUUAAAUACAAAUGAAGUUUGUGCUGAUGAAGUUGUGCUAUCAUGUUUUGCACAAGACGAAAAGUCGGAGUCGCCUUUAAAUAUCAGUGAAAACUUAUUUGAUUCAAGUUAUAAUUCUUAUAAUUUUGAGUUUAACAAAGAAAAUCAAGAUGUAGAAGAUGAUCAAAACAAGAUUGUAAAUGAUAAUGAAUGUAAAUUAAAUCUUCGACGUUCAAGUCGGCUAUUCAAUAAAUUUACUUAUGAAAAUGACUUUCAGCGUUGUAGCACGUCUAGCGUUAUUCAUAGUGAGAAACCACUUAUUAAUGAUAAACUAAAUACGUCCAGUAAUUUAUUUGAAGAGAUUUGUGAAAAUAACGAAUCAAACGUUGGUCACAAUUCAUUUAGACAUAAACGAUAUGCUGGACGCUACCAGCAGAGUUUUAGUAUGCGUCCCAUUAAAGAAGACAUUUGCGAAGAUGACAACAGUGAUCAAAACUUUACUCAAAGAUGCAUAGAUAACACACAAUCGAUUUUUUCACAAAGAAAUUUACCAAGUUUUAGAUUAGAUCCAGGCAAAAAAUGGCGCCGUUCAAUAUUAAUCAUGCGUGGUUUUAUGGACGGUAAUUUGGAUCAGACAAACAAUUUUACUCAGAAUGGAAACAAGGGUCGUAAUUGGAAUACUACUGUUGAUGAUGUUCUUCGCCGUCAAUCUAUAGAUUCAAGUAUGUACGAAAAAUUGAGCCAAAGUAUUAUGGUGAGAGAUUCCACGAGUCGUUUUAGUCAAACUUGUUCUCAGGCCAAUUUAUCAGGUAUAUCAGAAGAAUUUGCCAGGAAAUAUAUUUUUGAUACAUGCGGUCAAAGUCAACCUAUACUUUUUGAAGAAUGGUUUCACCAAAAGUCGAGGAGAAAAUGGAAAAAACUUGGUGAAGGCGUCUAUGGUGAAGUUUUUAGUUAUACUCUACUGAAGAAAAAUAUAGUUGUCAAAAUCAUUCCGAUUGAAGGUGAUACCUUGAUAAAUAGUGAACGGCAAAAAAAACUACAUGAAGUUUACAGUGAAGUAUUAAUAGCCACAGAAUUAAACAAACUGUCAGAUAAAAAUAGUUGGAAUCAAACAUCUUCAUUUUGUAAAUUAAAAAAUAUUUCUUGUGUUCGAGGACUAUAUCCUGAACCAUUAAUUUCUCGUUGGACAGAAUAUGAUAGUGCUAAAGGCUCUGAUAAUGAUUGUCCAAGUAUACUCCCAGACGAUCAGAUGUAUAUGAUAUUAGAAAUGGAAGAUGGUGGCAGUGAUCUGGAAAGUUAUAUUUUCAACUCGGCUCAUCAGAGCGUUUAUGCUUUCCUACAGGUACUUUUUGGGUUGGCUGUAGCGGAGGAACAGUACAGAUUUGAACACAGAGACUUACACAUUGGCAAUAUUCUUGUAAAAAAAAUUGGAUCUAAUAGAAAAAUCUCUUACAAAAUAGAUGGAGAUACGUAUACAAUAUUAUCACAGUGUGUUAUGGUUACAAUCAUUGAUUUUACUCUGAGUAGAAUGACAUACUGCAAUAAGCCCAUUUUCAAUGAUCUUAGUGGAGAUCCUGAACUGUUCAUUUCAGAUGGUGACUAUCAGUUUGAAAUAUAUCGUUUAAUGAGAAAAGAAACCAACGAGCAAUGGGAUUCAUUCAAACCGAAAACAAAUAUAUAUUGGCUGCAUUAUGUGUUAGAUAAAAUGCUUAGUUCAGUCCACUACAAGUAUACUACAACCAUGAAUCACAGUUCGGGUAUCAAUAUUUUGCAGGAACUUAAAGACUCAAUUUUAUCAUUUGACAGUGCUAAAAGUUUUGUAUUAAGUGAUAUUGUGUUGGAUUUAAUAAGGUAGAUUUUUUUUGCAUACUCUAAACACAUUUAAAAUAUAUUUAAAUUAAAUGUAACAUUUUUUUCUUUGGUAUAAGAGUUGAUUUGACAUUUUACUCCUAAUUAAAAUAACUGUAAACAAUUAUAUGUAUAUUAUCUAUAAAUUAUUUUUGAUAUAUAUGUAUUAUAAACGAUAACUUAUUAUUAUUAUUUUUUAAUUUACUAUUUAUAACCAUUGUAAAUUGUAGAUUUUUUUUUUAUUUACUCUGAGUACAAAAUUAAUGUUAUUGUUACAAGUCAAAUUACUAUACUACUUGUUCGUACAUUAAAAGUAUAUUAAUUGUUAUUUUAUUUUGUGCAGUUUUAUAUUUUUAAACUAUUAUUAUGAUAAGUAAAAUGUAAAUUGAAUUUAAAAUAAUUUGAUUUAUAUAAAUUU
This is a messenger RNA of Adelges cooleyi (spruce gall adelgid), 4432 nucleotides long. RefSeq lists its product as uncharacterized. NCBI's taxonomy places the organism in Eukaryota, Metazoa, Arthropoda, Insecta, Hemiptera, Adelgidae. The record is from RefSeq and is a predicted model, not a curated record. Gene Ontology annotation, cellular component: cytoplasm; nucleus. The transcript is spliced from 10 exons. Gene Ontology annotation, biological process: mitotic cell cycle; intracellular signal transduction; protein phosphorylation. The coding region runs from base 224 to 4021 and encodes 1265 amino acids. Gene Ontology annotation, molecular function: ATP binding; histone H3T3 kinase activity.